Condylura cristata (star-nosed mole) is the source of this 2597-nucleotide messenger RNA. It is a transcript of the gene ZDHHC7, whose product is annotated as zinc finger, DHHC-type containing 7. The record is from RefSeq and is a predicted model, not a curated record. Gene Ontology annotation, biological process: peptidyl-L-cysteine S-palmitoylation; protein targeting to membrane. The transcript is spliced from 8 exons. NCBI's taxonomy places the organism in Eukaryota, Metazoa, Chordata, Mammalia, Eulipotyphla, Talpidae. Gene Ontology annotation, molecular function: protein-cysteine S-palmitoyltransferase activity. Gene Ontology annotation, cellular component: Golgi apparatus; endoplasmic reticulum. Bases 159 to 1088 code for a protein of 309 amino acids.
UGCUAAGAAGUCACUGGUGUGUGGCGUGGUGGCUGAAGGGAGGACGGGAGCUUGUCGGGUCCCAUCACAUUGGACAGUAUGCACCUUAAGAUCCUGAAGAAACGACACAAAAUGUUCCAGUAAUGCUUGGAAGUGAUCUGUGAGGCGCCUGGGGAACCAUGCCGUCAUCAGGACACCGUCUCCGCGAUGUCGAGCACCACCCUCUCCUGGCUGAAAAUGACAACUGUGACUCCUCGUCAUCGUCGUCGUCCUCCUCCGAGGCGGAUGUGGCAGGCAGAGUGUGGUUCAUCCGCGACGGCUGCGGCAUGAUCUGCGCGGUCAUGACGUGGCUGCUGGUCGUCUACGCAGACUUCGUGGUGACGUUUGUCAUGCUGCUGCCUUCCAAAGACUUCUGGUACUCUGUGGUCAACGGAGUCAUCUUCAACAGCCUAGCGGUGCUCGCCCUGUCGUCCCACCUGAGAACCAUGCUCACCGACCCCGGGGCCGUGCCCAAAGGAAACGCCACGAAAGAGUACAUGGAGAGCCUCCAGCUCAAGCCCGGAGAGGUCAUCUACAAGUGCCCCAAGUGCUGCUGCGUCAAGCCCGAGCGCGCCCAUCACUGCAGUAUUUGCAAACGAUGUAUUCGGAAAAUGGAUCAUCAUUGCCCAUGGGUGAACAACUGUGUGGGAGAGAAGAACCAGAGAUUUUUUGUGCUCUUCACUAUGUACAUCGCGCUGUCCUCCGUCCACGCGCUCGUCCUCUGUGCGCUCCAGUUCAUCUCCUGCGUCCGAGGGCAGUGGACUGAGUGCAGUGACUUCUCACCGCCCAUCACCGUGAUCCUGCUGAUUUUCCUGUGCCUUGAGGGGCUUCUGUUCUUCACGUUCACGGCAGUCAUGUUUGGCACGCAGAUCCACUCCAUCUGCAACGAUGAGACGGAAAUUGAGAGACUCAAGAGUGAGAAGCCGACGUGGGAGCGGAGGCUUCGCUGGGAAGGGAUGAAGUCUGUCUUUGGAGGACCCCCCUCACUCCUCUGGAUGAACCCCUUUGUCGGCUUCCGGUUUAGGCGACUACCGUCGAGACCCAGAAGAGGCCCAGAGUUCUCCAUUUGAGGCCCCUCAUUGCUGGAACCUGUGAAUGAACUUGUGUUAUUUAUUGGGGUCUAAAAGGGCGCCCACAGCUCUUCUGUGACCUCAGGGCAACGGGACCUGCACCCCACAGCAGCUUGCCAGGCCGAGCACCCCGCACCUGCAGCCAGCGUGCAGGCUUCCCAGACUAGCGGCUGGCUGCUGCGCUCCCGGGCUUCCCCGCCGCGCAGGGAGUUGUGGCCACCGGAGAAGUCGUCGUCCAUUGGGCCUUUUGGUAGGACACUGCAUUUUUUAAUGAGUUGUGUGGAAUGUUACAGGGUUAUUAAAAUCCUGUGUACUGAGCUGCUUUUUCAAUCAUGAAGAAAAGUCACCCGGUGAGAGAGAAUCUUCCCUAGUGGGCUCAGGGCCUCCUGCUGACCUGUGGUCGGUCACUUGUGCCCUCAGCCCGAGGGCCGUUUACAUAUGGCUCCCCUGGGUCUCAGCAGGUGCUGGCCCUCCGCACUGAGCGAGCAGAGACUUGUGCACUGAAGGGGAAGCGGCUCUCCGGCCGUGGCCGCGCGCCGGUGUGCGUGGGCGCACGUGUCCCAGUCGGCAGCGGUGGAGCGACGUGACAGUUCACGGCCGCGUGCAGCCAGCAAGCUGGUGUUUAGCGCCCAAUGUUUCAGGGAAGAGGGGAGAAUGGCCGUGGGUCCCCCAUGGGGUUUCCUAUGAAUGUAUUGCAUUUGGGAGGGUAUCUAGAUCCAAAGAACUGUCAUCCCUACGUGGUCCUCCGUUGCCCUCCUGUUUUACUUUUAUUUGCGAUUCCACGCGCACGGGAAGCUGGUACUUUGUUCCAGCCACGUAAACCCGGAGCCCUGCGCAGGGUGCGUGCAGGGGCAGCCGCCGCGGCUGGAUUGGUUUGGUGCCUGUCGCCCGCCCACGCACUGGCCCCAGGAGAGCCCCCGCGCGAGCUCACGUGAUGCCAGAGAGCAAACAGCUCCCCUUCCGGGGGCUCGCCUUAAACUCGCCUGGCUUGCCCGUGGCGCGGGAUGUCGAGGAGCGUCCAGCCACCCGCCUGUCCCGGGGACUGGUGCACUGGGCGACGCCUUUCUCGCCCCUGCGCGGGCCUGGUCUUGUUUUUAACUAGCCGUCCCCUUUCCUAAUCAGGGCUUCCUACCAUUGCUGAUGCAAACCAGACGGGCCUACGAGACCCUGCCUGGGACUGGGCUGGGACGGCUGCAGCGGGCCAGUCACGCGGGAAGGCGGCGCAGUCGGGCAUGUGGCAGCCAGGCGCCAGCCCCGGUGCCCAGGAAGUGGCUGCAUCUCCAGAGACACUUCUGCAUAUUCAUUUGCACAUCCAUUGUCUGGGGCAACGCUGGGGCUUCCAGGGGAGGCUUUUAAUCAUUACAGAAUGACGAAGUGGUUGAAUCCUGUGAGAUUGGCAAGUAUGUGCAGGCCAGGUGGACUGGACUUUCCAACCUCCUAUUUCAAUGUAACUUUUAUAUGAAAUAAAGUCACCAAUUGACAGUUGUCAGUUGAUUAAGUGACACUGUU